AUGAAUUUUCUAAAAAAAAGACAAACAUCGUCUAAAUCAAAUUCAACAAAAACAACAAUAAGUGUAUUUUCUUUUUCAAAUAAAUCAAAUAAAUCAUCAUCAUCAUUUAUGAAAUUUUUAAAAUUUAGGAAAAAGGAUCCUAAAAUUAUUUCUAAAAAUUCAUUAUUUAAUAUAACAAUAAAUAUUACUGAUAUUUUUGGUAUAGGAAUCUUAUUUACAACAAUAUCAACUUUAUUAAAUAAACAUUUUGAAUUUCUUUCACAACAACCUAAUUUUAUUAGAUGGUUUAUAAUAAUUUGGGAAAUGAUAAUUAUAUCUUUAUGUAUAUUAUAUUUUGGGAAAAUACUUGAUGUUAUAUCGAUUAUAAUUAGAUUGGCAGAUGAUGGAAUUAGGAUUAUAAUAAGCAUUUUAAGUUUACCAUUUAAGAUAACUUUUAAUUUAUAG
Rhizophagus irregularis DAOM 181602=DAOM 197198 is the source of this 444-nucleotide messenger RNA. The record is from RefSeq and is a predicted model, not a curated record. NCBI's taxonomy places the organism in Eukaryota, Fungi, Glomeromycota, Glomeromycetes, Glomerales, Glomeraceae.